AAUAGAGCUCAUAUCAUAUGUCUCGUUCUUCACUGGUUUUUUGACAAAAUCAUUCAGAUUAAUUCAAUUUCUCUGUCUGUAAAUACUUUAACUUUUCCCAAUUCUCACCGUCGCUCAGUGAUUAGUAGUUAGAAUUUUUCUCGUUUAAAGAUGCACGAGUAGAAGACGGAAGUACUGAAAUUCCAAGCUUUCCUCUUAAGUAGAAGCAAAGAGUAGACUGUCAUAAAAAACUUCCAGCUUUCCUUCAAUGGGUGCUCCUAAGCAGAAAUGGACUGCAGAAGAAGAAGCGGCGCUGAAAGCUGGAGUAGUCAAACAUGGGGCUGGAAAAUGGCGCACUAUACUUACAGAUCCCGAGUUUAGUGCCAUUUUGCGCAUGCGUUCAAAUGUAGAUCUUAAGGAUAAAUGGAGGAAUAUAAAUGUGACGGCAAUAUGGGGAUCCCGGCAGAAGGCAAAGCUUGCUCUUAAAAGGAGCCUACCAGCCCCCAAAAAUGACAACAACCAUACAGCCUUGAGUGCUGCAGUUCAACAUGAUGAAAUUCUCGAUACUAAGCCCUUAGCAGUUUCUUUUGGAACAUUGCAAUCUUCUAACUCGAAAGAACAAAUAUCAAGGUUGGGGGAUAAUGAUAUAUUAGAGGCCAUUGUCAAUUUGAAGGUGCCAAAAGGUUCUGACAAGGCCGCCAUUGCUUCUUACAUUGAGGAAAAAUAUCGGUCUCUGCCAAGUCUCACAAAGCUACUGUCAACCAAACUGAAGCAUAUGGUGGCAAGUGGCAAAAUAAUCAAGGAAAAGCAUAAGUACAGGAUUGCAUUGAGUUCAGCAGUAUCUGAGAAAAGGAAAUGCUCUUCCUUGAUACUUGUGGAAGGGAGGCCCAAAGAUUCUCCAGAAGCAGGUAAGCAUGAUGAUGUCAAAAUCCUUUCAAAAUCCCAAAUUGAUGCGGAGAUAUCAAAAGUGAAGGGCAUGACAGCUCAAGAGGCAGCUGCUGCAGCUGCAAAAGCAGUUGCUGAGGCAGAAGUUGCCAUUGCACAGGCUGAGGCAGCAGCACGGGAAGCAGAGGCUGCAGAAGCUGAAGCUGACGCGGCUCAAGUGUUUGCAAAAGCUGCAAUGAAGGCGCUAAAAUGCAAAAUGCUUUGAAUGUGAAGGUGUGGGCUUAUGCUUGUUCAUCAUCAGCAGCAGAGUUGGCUUGAGGUGAUAGUUCUACUGCUGCGCUGUCUGCCUAUUUUUGUGACUGUAGAUAAUUAUCGGCUUGCAAAUCUGGAACAUGCGGAUGAUUCAUGAAACAUUUUGUCAAGAGUCAAUAAUAGGCCCCUUUUUUUCCCUUUUGAGGGAACACAAUGAGGGGAAAGCUACGAAGCACUAACUGAAGAGUGGAAAUGGCCAUGGAGUGCUGUAAUGGAAUGAUUUACAUCCACUUUGAGUAAAUGAAGGAAAACAAUUUAGUAGUGUUCCAAUAGCAAUAUGGAUUGACAUUGACAUACCGAUCAUAUAUGUGAGGAUGCAUGUUCUAAGACAUUGCUGCAUUAUUCUGGCUAUGUAAUAUAGACCUCCUUUUGAGGUUUGCAAAAUUAUUUUUAUGAAAAUCGCAGAUCUUGUCGUUUGAUUUUUC
Abrus precatorius (Indian licorice) is the source of this 1601-nucleotide messenger RNA. RefSeq names its product telomere repeat-binding factor 2-like. The transcript has 7 exons. NCBI's taxonomy places the organism in Eukaryota, Viridiplantae, Streptophyta, Magnoliopsida, Fabales, Fabaceae. The coding region runs from base 248 to 1129 and encodes 293 amino acids. Gene Ontology annotation, biological process: nucleosome assembly. Gene Ontology annotation, molecular function: double-stranded telomeric DNA binding. Gene Ontology annotation, cellular component: nucleosome. The record is from RefSeq and is a predicted model, not a curated record.